Exserohilum turcica Et28A is the source of this 1101-nucleotide messenger RNA. RefSeq lists its product as uncharacterized. Bases 1 to 1017 code for a protein of 338 amino acids. The transcript has 2 exons. Gene Ontology annotation, cellular component: UTP-C complex; CURI complex. NCBI's taxonomy places the organism in Eukaryota, Fungi, Ascomycota, Dothideomycetes, Pleosporales, Pleosporaceae. The record is from RefSeq and is a predicted model, not a curated record. Gene Ontology annotation, biological process: rRNA processing; ribosomal small subunit assembly.
AUGGCGCCCACCGCGCCCCAGCCCACCAAGAAGCCCAAGCCCAUCCCGAAAACAAUCGCAGAAUUCACUAUUCUGCCCCUCACACUACCCCCGCUGCCCGGCCUCCCAGACCACUGCAACAAUGCAACGCACUACCUCUACGUCAAACCACAUGCGCCCAGCAUACCCAGCGUCUCGGACGAGCGCAGCCUCUUCAUCGUCAACGUGCCCAUCGACGCCUCUGAGCAGUCCCUCCGCGCAUUGUUCUUGGAGCAUCUCGGCGGCUCCAUGGUCGAGCGCGUAGACUUUGAUGCGAGUGUUCCCGCAGCGCCAAUGCACAAGCGAUGGAAAACGGAUACGCCUCGAGCACCACCACCAGGCACAGACGGAGCAGGCGGAGACGCAGCAAGAGGCAAGAAGCGGAAGAGGGCAGACGACCCGGCGAUUGUAGCAGAGGGCGUGGUUGAAGACGCUGAGAGCGCGCUGCCCAAACUAUGGAGCACAGAGAUACGGCGGAGCGGCAGCGGCACCGUCGUUGUAUUUGUCGAUCGCAAGAGCGCGAGAGGCGCCUUGAGAGAGGUCCAAAAAGCCGUCAAGGAAGGACGUAGUAUCGUGUGGAAGGGAGAGCAGAAUCUCGGUGUUGAGCGCUACACCACCCACCUCACCCACACCUACCCCACCGCCUCGUCCCUCCAAGCCUCUCUAAACGCCUACCUCACGCAAUUCUCCGCCCUCGAAUCAAUGCGCUCCCGCCUCCGCAAAACAGCCCGCUCCGCCCCAGACGCAGACGGCUUCGUCACCGUGUCCCGCGGCGCAGGCGCACGCACCGGCCCCGCGCGCAUCCAAGACGCGCUCAAAAAGAAAGAGGAGCUAGAUCGGCGCCGUGCUAAUCAUAGGGCUACCGAUGACUUUUAUCGCUUCCAGAAUAGAGAGAGGAGGAAGAGGGCGGAGGGCGAGUUGAAAAAGAGGUUUGAGGAGGAUAAGAGGAGAGUGCUGGGGAUGAGGGAGACGAGGGGGAGGGUUAGGCCUGAGGUUUGAGGGUUUGAGGGUUGGGAUUUAUGGUGGUGCUGAUGGUGGUGGUGGUGGUGAUGACGGUUAUGGAUGGGAAAAUAUAUACGUAAC